GAAGAGUCAAAGGGAUGAGGGGUUGCGCGCGGCACCAUGUUCCCUUCAAUGUUGCGCAGCUUUUCAUGUUAUCGAUUGUUUAAUUCCCCCCGGUACCUCUCGAAAGCAGGACGUAUUGCUUGUUUAGUGAAUACUGUGAAAAUAAUCAACGAAAUGGCGAAAAAACUCAGUCCUGAAGAAAACUUCUGGUCUCCGUUCCAACAAGACGUGCUGAAGAUGGUGCAGCGCCACCCUGUCACGUACAUCAGGGACAUUAUGAUGACCCCGACCCAAUACAAGGCCGCUGUGACGACAGCGUGGGAGCGUAUUUCACGCGACAUUCACAUGCCCCAGAAAGCUUGCAAGCAAGAGUGGACCAGCAUCAAGCUGAGAUACGCCAAGCUGAACAAUCUGAUCCGCUUCGGGAAAGUGACAGAGGAGGUGAUCUCGUUGCACCCUAAGACGAGCAAGUACAUGGAUGGAUCUUUGGAGUUCAUGGACGCUUAUAUCUACGAGAUCAAUGACGAUGACAUACCUCCACACAUUCACAAGCGCUUCAACAAGUUAUUUGGAGUGACCAACAAGCAGGUCGUCACCAAGGAGAUGGUACAGGCCUUGUUAAAAAACCGCACGCAAGAGGAAGAGCCGAACGAUGAAAUGGGGAAGAUGCAUGUGCAAAAUUUGAUGAAUAUCGUGGAGGAUGCUGUGGAGAAGUCUCUCAGGGAAAUGAACACAUCUGAAGAGCAGCCAGAGCAGCGUACUGCUGGUUAAGCUAGGCUAACACUAGCGUUAUGAUACUGUUUAGUAUAUGUCUCACGAUUACAUCAUAAUAAUUCAUUUAAUCACUUAUUGUGUUGUUGUAAUCCGAUGUGGUCGUAUGAAUGUUCAUAACUUUUUGACUAAAAUGUCUUUCUGAAGACUGUUUGGAAUUGUAAGACAAUCAAAAAUAUAUUAGGAAAGAUGGUUUUGGAUUGGCAGAAGUUUGGAGAGGACUGUGACGACGGACGGUGCAGGCGGUGUAUACCGAAGAAACAAAAAGACAAAAAAAUACUGGAAAUGAAGUGGACUGAUUAUGGGAAAGCCAAAUUUGAAAUUAUAAGUGUUAGUUGUAGUUCUAUUUAAAGUCAUAUUUUAACUGUAUCGGCGUCAAUGUGUUUGAUCCAAUGAUGUUGUAGAUGUAUGCAUUUAAAAUAAAGUAUCCAUUUUUCU
Molecule: messenger RNA, 1188 nt
Organism: Spodoptera litura
Lineage: Eukaryota; Metazoa; Arthropoda; Insecta; Lepidoptera; Noctuidae
Source: RefSeq, a predicted model, not a curated record